UCCUCGAGGACUGAUCAACUAAUUGUAAAUAUUAACAUCCUCGUGUUAAGGACUUGGGCGUACAAGCGGAAGGAAGGAAAACCGCGCCCAAAUACAAUAAUGCGUAAUUCAUAAUUCAAAUCUGAUAAAACUGUAAACAGCUUAAGAUAAUUAAUUCGUCCAGAAAUUCUAAUCUAGUUUAAGAUGAAUCUAUUUAAUAAAUUGUUGUGUUUGUUGAUAAUCUACGCUAGCUUAGUUUCGAUAGAUGCAAUCCCCAAUAAUCCUACUUCCUAUAAAAUUGGUGGAGUUCUUUCACUAAAUUCGAGUCAAGUGCACUUCAAGCAGACUAUAGAAAAUUUAAAUUUUGAUCUUCAAUAUGUUAAUCGCGGGGUUGUAUUUUAUCAUACAGUUAUGACUAUGGAUUCAAAUCCAAUAAGAACAGCUCUAAGUGUCUGCAAAUCGCUAAUUUCUGAACGAGUUUACGCGAUUGUUGUUUCUCAUCCACUUGUUGGUGACUUGUCACCAGCAGCAGUGUCUUAUACUGCUGGUUUUUAUCAUAUACCAGUUAUAGGAAUUUCUUCACGAGACUCAGCAUUCUCUGACAAGAAUAUUCACGUGUCCUUCUUGAGGACAGUGCCGCCAUACUCACAUCAAGCAGAGGUCUGGGUAGAAAUGCUUAAAUUCUUCAACUACAUGAAGGUGAUAUUCAUCCACAGCUCGGACACUGACGGACGUGCACUGCUGGGUCGUUUUCAGACGACGUCGCAGAGCCUCGAGGACGACAUUGAAAUCAAAGUACAUGUGGAGACUGUGAUUGAGUUUGAACCGGGUCUCGAUUCCUUUAAGGCUCAUCUCAACGAAAUAGCAGAAGCUCAGGCACGAGUUUGUCUCAUGUAUGCUAGCACCAGAGAUGCAGAAAUUAUAUUUCGCGAUCUUGGUAUUAUGAAUAUGACGGGAUCCGGUUACGUUUGGAUCGUCACCGAGCAGAGUCUUGAAGCUAAAAAUGCUCCUGAAGGUCUUAUUGGACUUAAAUUAGUAAACGCAUCUGAUGAAAAAGCUCACAUUACGGAUAGUUUAUAUGUUCUGGUUUCGGCGUUACGAGAAAUGAAUGAAACAAAAGAGAUAACUGAAGCUCCAAAAGACUGCGACAACUCGGGAUCUAUUUGGGAAACUGGUAAAGAUUUGUUCGGAUUUAUUCGAAAGCAAGUAUUGGAGAAAGGGGCUACUGGUAGAGUGGCUUUUGAUGACAAUGGCGACCGGAUUUACGCUGAAUACGACAUUAUUAACAUUAAAGUAGGAGGACUUAAAGUUCCUAUCGGACAAUACUACUUCUCUCUUGAGCCGCGUAAAAUGAGAUUGUCAUUAAAUGAAACGUCAAUAUUGUGGCCCGGACGUCAAACAGUAAAGCCCGAAGGUUUAAUGAUUCCGACGCAUCUUAAAGUGCUGACGAUUCAAGAGAAACCUUUUGUCUAUGUACGAGAAACUCAAGAAGAUGAAUGCGCUCCAGAUGAGGUCCUUUGUCCCCAUUAUGAUAAUUCUAAAAUGAAUAUUACAACGCGUUACUGCUGCAAAGGCUACUGCAUAGAUUUACUAAAAGAAUUAGCAAGAACUGUUAACUUUACGUAUGAUCUAGCUCUGUCGCCUGACGGACAGUUUGGUCACUACGUAAUUAAAAAUCUUAAUGCUGUUGGUGGGAAGAAAGAAUGGACUGGAUUAAUUGGAGAACUAGUUUACGAGAGAGCUGACAUGAUUGUGGCGCCGCUAACAAUAAAUCCGGAGCGCGCAGAGUUCAUUGAGUUCAGCAAACCUUUCAAGUAUCAGGGGAUAACUAUCCUGGAAAAAAAACCGUCGCGAUCAUCGACACUGGUGUCUUUCCUUCAACCUUUCAGCAACACCCUUUGGAUCCUGGUGAUGGUAUCGGUGCACGUGGUUGCGCUUGUCCUGUACCUCCUCGACCGGUUUUCACCUUUCGGGAGGUUCAAGCUAGCUAACGCUGACGGCACCGAAGAGGACGCCUUGAACCUCUCCAGCGCCGUGUGGUUCGCCUGGGGUGUGCUGCUGAAUAGCGGGAUUGGCGAAGGCACUCCUAGAAGUUUUUCCGCCCGCGUACUUGGUAUGGUAUGGGCUGGAUUCGCGAUGAUCAUUGUGGCUUCUUAUACUGCCAACUUGGCGGCUUUCCUCGUCUUGGAACGUCCCAAGACCAAGCUAACUGGCAUUAAUGAUGCACGACUGAGAAAUACCAUGGAAAAUUUAACUUGUGCGACAGUUAAAGGUUCGGCGGUAGACAUGUACUUCAGGAGACAAGUUGAAUUGUCAAAUAUGUACCGAACAAUGGAAGCCAAUAAUUAUGAUACUGUAGAGGAAGCAAUACAUGAUGUUAAAAUUGGUAAAUUAAUGGCCUUUAUCUGGGAUAGUUCACGAUUGGAGUUUGAGGCCGCUAAAGACUGUGAAUUAGUUACUGCUGGUGAAUUAUUUGGGCGAUCUGGUUACGGAGUCGGUCUUCAAAAAGGAUCGCCCUGGGCUGACGCUGUUACUUUAUCUAUUUUAGAUUAUCAUGAAAGUGGUUUUAUGGAAACGUUAGAUAAAAAAUGGAUACUGCAAGGCAGUCUACAGCAUUGCGAAAUAAACGACAAUACUCCCAACACUUUGGGGUUGAAGAAUAUGGCUGGUGUAUUUAUUCUCGUGGCGAUAGGGAUUGUAGGCGGUGUCGGAUUAAUUAUCAUUGAAGUCGCUUACAAAAAGCACCAGAACAAGAAGCAGAAGAGGCUGGAUAUCGCGCGGCACAUGGCUGAGAAAUGGAGACGGAACGUUGAGAAACGUAAAAUGCUUCGCGCCCAAAUGAUGGGACCGCAGACAUCGCAGCAAAGAGUUUCUACUUUCAAUAAGCCCGGAACGUCAACAGUGAGUCUGGCUGUCGACAAUGCUGUUGCUAGCACGAGUUAUUCACCUCGAGCCAGUCCUCGCAGUCCCGCUAGAGCUUGGCCAGGUGACAGAGACUUUAGACCGCGGGAUAGAGGACGUCCUGAAGAGAUUAGACUGUCUCCUAUUACGUAUCCUGUUGAUAUUUCUCAUCUUGUUGUUUAA
Microplitis demolitor is the source of this 3063-nucleotide messenger RNA. RefSeq names its product glutamate [NMDA] receptor subunit 1 (gene Nmdar1). Gene Ontology annotation, cellular component: neuron projection; NMDA selective glutamate receptor complex; synapse. Gene Ontology annotation, biological process: monoatomic ion transport; ionotropic glutamate receptor signaling pathway; regulation of membrane potential. The transcript has 13 exons. NCBI's taxonomy places the organism in Eukaryota, Metazoa, Arthropoda, Insecta, Hymenoptera, Braconidae. Gene Ontology annotation, molecular function: NMDA glutamate receptor activity. The coding region runs from base 184 to 3063 and encodes 959 amino acids. The record is from RefSeq and is a predicted model, not a curated record.